Molecule: messenger RNA, 4025 nt
Organism: Lethenteron reissneri (Far Eastern brook lamprey)
Lineage: Eukaryota; Metazoa; Chordata; Hyperoartia; Petromyzontiformes; Petromyzontidae
Product: voltage-dependent L-type calcium channel subunit beta-2-like
Biological process (GO): calcium ion transmembrane transport
Cellular component (GO): voltage-gated calcium channel complex
Molecular function (GO): protein binding; voltage-gated calcium channel activity
Source: RefSeq, a predicted model, not a curated record
UCAAGCAACGUGGCUUCCAAAUGCUCGGUGAGGGCCGUGUAGGUUGUUCUUAUAUAUUUCCUCAGCACAGGCUCAAAGAUCAAAAACGUCCAGCGGCCAGCAGAAAACAGCACGAUUAAAGUCGUAAUAGAUAAGAGUUAACAGGUUUUUAAUUGCGCAAGGUUAGAUUGGGAAAACAGACGAUGAGAGGGAAUUUCAAAGUGGAGCAGUCCGAAGGAAGAAGGAGAAGUCUAGAGACCUGCAGUGUCGUGGUUGAAUUCAGGGUGGAUGAGAAGAAGCAGUCAGUGUGGUAGACCGAGUCCUCAGCAUGAAUCAGUUAGUGAAGUUCACGAGAACAGUCACCGUGGUAGGAGCGGUAGAAGGAGGCAAUGACCACCGGUGAGUGAGUAUUUGGAGUGAACUAGUGAGUUUCUGGGUCAUCACUCAUCCUGACUUAUUUAUUCUGAAUUCUAUCCGGUGCAGUGCGGUCGGAACUCGGCGCUCCACCCAAUAUAAUAACAGCGGCAGGAUUCCUGCUUAGGCCGAAUUCGUGUUUUGUAUGUGAAGCGCCUCCAAUUAGCACGGUUAGUUACGUAUGGUGCGACAGAAAUUUAACAUACAUACAUACGAAGCGCUCUUUGAUUCGCGCUGGUGUGGAUGAAACACAAAUGAUUGUUAUUUUAUCGUUAUUUAUUUUUUUAAGGCAAUUCUGAGAGUAAGUAGAAUAUACUCUGUCAGCAUAAUCCAGGACUGGGAGUAAAUGCUGGACAAGCGCUACAUGGUAGCAGCGUGAAAAAACGGUAAAAAAAAUACCGGUUACCGGUUUGCUGUACCUGAAGAGGUGUCAAGCAAUAAACAUAUUCUAAUUGAGAAGCAAGGGAGUUGCUACAGCGGUGUAAUCCAGAACCGGCGACAGCCGGUUCGAUUCCAUUUCGCAAACACUCCACCGUUCAUGCAACGAGGAAAAUAUCGUGACAGACUGGGAAUGGGUCAUCUAACUCAUGAUGGUGGGGGUGAUCGUGAUUGGUGGUGAUGUCAGACUUGUAUUUAGGCACUCACACUCGCACACUCCACCCAGACACGGGUUGUGUUUAGCGCACGCAAGCAAGCAAACACAUACACACACAUGUGUCAUUCAAGCCUGGAAGAAUUAUACGCGGAACCAGACGCAGAAGCAACGGACACAGAAGGGCACCAACGUGAGAGCGUUGGAAUUGCAAUUGAACCCUCUAGGCAUUGCCGGAGUUUUGCAUGUCCUCACCCAGGAAUAUGCCUCCCAACGUGACAGCACCACAGCCACAGAGGAGCGUGAAUUCCCGUGCCAGGCCGUGCCGGGAUGGCUCACAGUCCGGCAAGGAAGCCAGGCGACCAGGGGCUCGGGGAGAGAAGCAGGCACGCCUGCAGCUGCACGGCGCCAGGGCCAAGCCAGUGGCAUUUGCCGUGCGUACUAACGUGGCCUUCCAUUGUGCCAACCAGAAGGAUGUCCCCGUGCCAGGAGCAGCCCUGUCCUUUGAGGCCCACGACUUCUUGCACAUCACAGAGAAGUACAGCAGUGAAUGGUGGAUUGGCCGGGCUGUGAUGGAAGGAGCACCACUGGGGUUCAUCCCGAGCCCUGGCCGUCUGGAGCAACACGCCCGCCGUGCACUCCUCCACCCAAGCAAGGCUGCAGGCGGCGCGGAGGAGAGCGGCGGCGGAGCCAAGCACACGGCGGCAGCCCCGGCCCAUGCCAAGCAUAAACAAAAGCUGGCGGAGGGGAUUCCUCCAUACGACGUAGUGCCAUCGAUGCGUCCCGUGGUGCUGGUCGGGCCUUCACUCAAGGGCUACGAGAUCACAGAUAUGAUGCAGAAGGCACUGUUUGAUUUUCUCAAGCACAGAUUCGAGGGAAGGAUCUCUAUCACUCGUGUCACUGCUGAUAUCUCGCUGGCUCGCCGCUCUCUGGUGAUCAAUCCCAGCAGGCAUGCACCCCUGGAGCGCACCACAGCCCGUGCCACCUCUGAUGUGCAAGCUGAAGUUCAGGGGGAGGUUGAACGAAUCUUUGAGCUAGCUCGCACCCUGCAGCUCGUGGUGCUGGAUGCUGACACUAUCAAUCAUCCGGCUCAGCUCGCACACUCCAGCCUCACACCCAUGCUGGCCUACGUCAAAAUAUCCUCUCCCAAGGUGCUGCACAGGCUCAUCAAGUCACGGGGAAAGACCCAGAGCAAGUACCUCAACAUGCAGAUGGUUGCUGCAGAGAAACUCGCACAGUGUCCUUCGGACCUCUUUGACUUAAUUCUGGAUGAGAACCAGUUGGAUGAGGCUUGCGAGCACUUGGCUGAUUUUUUGGAGAUGUACUGGCGGGCUGCACACCCCGCUUGCGGUAGCGGCACCCCUGCUGCCGUUGUGGCUACACCAGUCUCAAUGCCACCUCCGUCUCACCCCGAGCUCUCUGUGGCUCCAUAUCCUCCGAACCAGCAUGAACAGCAAACAAGCAGGGAGCACACAUCGACACCGCCGAGCCCCCGGCGACACGCCAACCACUACCACAAGAUGACGGAGCGAGGGGGUCACGGCGAGGAGACCUGCGAGCCAGUGCAUGCCUCGAAAAUUGUAAAGGAUGCGGUACAUAAGAAGAGUUCACAGAACUCGUGUGAAGAACGGCCAAAGCACGGCCACGCUAAGGUGGGCAGCGGCAGAGAAGAGAGAACGGGAGACCAGGGGAGUCAACAAAGGGACGAUCACCGCCGACAAAGAAAACACCAAUCGCACGAGCACCGUGACCAUUGAAACGUACACAGCCACGCACAACAGCCAGGCCACUUACUGACUGCCUCUCACCUCUCAUAGGGACCAAAACCCUCAAAAGCUGAGUCACUCCACAACAUUAAAGUGCACUGUAGCCAGGACAAAACAUUGACACGGUUGUCGCUAGGCCUCUGUUCGUGUCAAAAACAAUUGGAAUCCAUCACUUAAAAAGUAUCCUGGAAUAUUCUGUCGUCUGAGUCACAAUUUGAUGCUGAGCUGUCGAUUCUGUGCGAUAACUUCACUUGCACUUGUAUUUGACAAAGGUCCCUCUUUGUUUACACACUGGUGCAAGUUACUAUAAUCACAUUUAAAUGUUUCUGUAACUUAACUUUGCUAUGGUUUUUUAAAUCAAAUUGUCCGAGCCGAGUUUCGUUACAGGAAAUAUAGUAUUUAAUAUUUGUGUGCACUAUUUUCAACUUAAUCAGUAAUGUGGUUGUCUUUGAUCUGAUUUCUAAUUGCUUCAUUGCAGUAUUGUACUUUGUUUUUAUGUUAUUGGUUGUCAUUUUGGUGACCCAGGUAUUUCUUACAAAUACGACUCUAAUUGUAUCUUGAGCUCUUACCUGGUUAAUCAAAAUAAAACUUGAAACCGGACAGUUAUGAGCAAGAACAUGUAUCUCAAGCAAAUGAACAAGGGGAGUCUCUCAUGAACUGUCCUUGCCGCAGGUUUACAGAUCUGCAGACGUUUCUCAAUGGAUGCAGAUUUGUAAGACUGGUAAGUGUUAUGCUACUUAUCUAACAGUUUCCCUUGCGGUUCAAGCAAGCCUCACUCUGCUGAUGAGACUGGCCCAGUUUGCUUGUGUUAAAUCAAUGCUGCUGAAUUAUGCACUCCCAGAGGGAAGGUCGUGUCACCAAUUGGAUGUGUAAAAAGUACGUUUUGUGUGGAGGGAUAGAUAUGUUACUUGUGCUACAACUGCUGGUCCUACAUGGAUCAUACUCCCUUUGUGUGAUGUGGGUAUAACAUGUCCCAACUUCCAACAUCAGUGUCUGUAGGGAAAUGCAUAAUGAAAGUGGUGGACCAACACCAACCUGUUUAGAUAGAGAUACGUUUGAGUCAUGUCAGCAGAAAGAGCCCAAUGAGCUGCCAGGCUUAUUUCAUGGGCGUCCUGCUCAUGAAACAUGAGAAAAAAGUUUUGCUGACUGGCUGGCUGGCAGGACAUCAUGUCCAAUGUGACGGACAGUCAGGUCCAUAGAAUCUGCAGGUUGCAAGUGUACGUAUGAAAAUAAAGAUGUUCAGUAUUAAUCUCACACCACUUAUUAUGGAAUUG